AUGUAUGGGGAUCUGCCAUCAACUCUAGCAAACUGCACAAAUCUCACAACCAUCAACCUCAACUGCAACAAUUUCAGCGGACAACUCACCAAGGUCAAUUUUUCUAGCCUACCCAAUCUAAUGUCUUUAGAUCUUAUGCGGAACAACUUCGAUGGCACAAUUCCAGAAACUAUAUACUCUUGCAGAAAUCUAAUUGCACUGCGAUUAUCUUCCAAUAAGUUCCACGGCCAGUUAGCAAAAGGGCUCGGCAAUCUGAAGUCCCUGUCGUUCCUGUCACUUUAUAAUAAUAAUCUUACAAACAUAACAGAUGCACUUCAGAUUCUUGGAAGCUCCAAGAACCUCAGCACCCUUCUUAUUGGGCGUAACUUCAGGCAUGAGAACAUGCCAGAGGAUGACACCAUUGGCAGUUUUGAAAAUAUUCGGUUUCUUGGUAUAAGUGAUUGCCCAUUAUCUGGAAAAAUACCUUUCUGGAUAUCAAAGCUAGCAAAUUUAGAGAUACUAAUAUUGUCUAACAAUCAACUCACAGGAUCGAUACCAGCCUGGAUCAAAGCUCUAAGCUAUGUCUUCUACCUUGACAUAUCAAACAACAGCCUCACGGGGGAAAUUCCAACAACAUUGACCAAUAUGCCAAUGCUAGAGUCAGCAAAGACAGAUGCCAAUUCGAACCAAAGGGUCUUCAUACUGCCUGUUUAUCCAACUCUAUCACAUCAAUAUCGCCAACCUUUCGCUUUCCCUAAAUUGCUGGAUCUAAGCAAUAAUAAGUUCACUGGUGAGAUCCCUUCGACGAUCGGUCAAUUGAAAUCCCUCCAUUCACUCAAUUUGAGCUUCAACAACUUAACAGGUCAGAUCCCAGAAUCAACAUGCAACCUCACAAGCCUGCAGGUCCUAGACUUGUCGAACAACAAUCUCACUGGUGCAAUCCCAGCUGCAUUGGACAGCCUGCACUUCCUUGCAGCGUUUAACGUUUCUGACAAUGAUCUAGAAGGUCCUAUUCCAUCUGGAGGCCAGUUUAACACAUUUGGGACAUCUAGCUUUGACGGGAAUACAAACCUCUGUGGAUCUAUACUCAUUCAUAGAUGUGGUUCAGCAGAAGCACCUCCUGUCACUGUUCUGUCAACAAAACAAACUGAUUACAAGGUGGCCUUUGUGAUUGCCUUCAGUGCGUUCUUUGGUGUAGGGGUGCUGUAUGAUCAGAUAGUCCUAUCUAGGUAUUUUGGCUAG
Triticum turgidum subsp. durum (durum wheat) is the source of this 1221-nucleotide messenger RNA. The record is from the annotation of a GenBank genome assembly. NCBI's taxonomy places the organism in Eukaryota, Viridiplantae, Streptophyta, Magnoliopsida, Poales, Poaceae.